UAUAGAGUUUGCACCUCAUGACCCUAAAUUCAACUAAUGCAACCUGUAUCUCAACCAUCCAAAGAACAAGUAGGAGGUUGGUUGAACAUCAUGGUGCUCCUUUAGAAGCACUUCAAAUGGAAGCAAAUAACUUUCAUACACAUUGGGUUGACGCACUAACUUAGCACAUCUCCUUCGAGAUGUUCGAAGCUGUACAACAGGUCCUUGGCGUCCCAUUUGGAUCGUACUUUGAGAUACCAAAGUAUGGAAUAUUCGAGAAUGUGAACUCAUUGAAGGAUCUAGCAGAAAUGCCACAUUGGACACCUGGGAGACCCUUGAGAGUAGCUACGGGGUUCACAUAUGCAUGGUGUACUGCAAUGGGGCCCAAGUUUAUGAAUGAAAAAGGACUAAAUCAUGUUACCUUUUCAACUCGAGAUGGAGCACUGAAGGCUACUCCAGCAAUGGGGAUAGUCGAUGCAAUUGUAGACCUUGUGAGCAGUGGAACAACUUUGGGAGAGAACAAUCUGAAAGAGACUACAGGUGGAGUCAUCUUGCAAAUCAGGUAAUUUUUCAGCCUCUAAUGCUAAUGGGUUUUUGUGUUCUACUAAUGUGAAUGUGGAGUGGCACACGGUACCCAGGUACCGUUAGACCUAUGUAAAUUUUCAAAAACUCGUUUUGUGUCUUCCAUUUUCAAAAUAACCCUAACUAAAAAUAUAUUUAACAGUUUAGAAAUAGUUUUUGAGUGAAAGGGCAUAAGUAAAUCAUUAAAAUAUAUCAUUACCUUUACACAAAUAUUUUUAAGCUCGUAGGAAUAUAUCUCGGUGAUGCUAAACAAGCUAAUAGAGGUUUGGCGUUUGG
Molecule: messenger RNA, 837 nt
Organism: Cuscuta campestris
Lineage: Eukaryota; Viridiplantae; Streptophyta; Magnoliopsida; Solanales; Convolvulaceae
Source: the annotation of a GenBank genome assembly